GCAGCCUCCUCGCGGACUUCCGGGUCGCGGUGCUCGCAGGGAGCGCUCACGUAGAGCGUCGUUUCCGUUGCCGGUGUUUGCAGCUGGGGGAAACCGAGGCAGUGCCAGCUUCCCCCUAGUUCUUCCGCUCCUGUGAGGAAAACAUGUUCUUGUCUUUGUGGGAGUUUUUCUAUGGACACUUUUUCCGAUUUUGGAUGAAAUGGAUCUUACGACAGAUGACUGGCAAGUGUGAACUGCAGCGAAUUUUUGACACCUAUGGAGGGGCACAGAGGACCUACAGAAUAGAAAAUUCCUUGACAUAUUCCAAAAAUAAGGUCCUACGGAACGCAACACGGGUCGCUGAGAGCGAGCUGGACAGGUGUAUAGUGAACAUCAUGAAGGAAAAGAAUAUCUGCCCCGAGAAAGACACCAGUUUUCAAAUCUGCAUGAGGACGUGCUUACUGCAGAUAACUGGCUAUAAACAGCUCUACCAGGAUGUAGAGAAUGUGAGGAAAAAGCCCUAUGAUUCUGCCAAUGCACAGCAUGAGAAGCUGCUCCUCAAGCUUUGGAGUCUUCUGAUGCCAACGAAAAAGUUGAAGGCCCGGAUCUCCAAGCAGUGGGCAGACAUUGGUUUCCAAGGUGAUGAUCCCAAAACAGACUUCAGAGGCAUGGGCAUACUUGGACUGAUCAAUCUUGUGUAUUUCAGUGAAAACUACACCAGCGAAGCGCAUCAGAUUCUCUCCCGCUCAAAUCACCCCAAGUUAGGGUAUUCUUAUGCAAUAGUUGGAAUCAAUCUUACAGAGAUGGCUUACAGCUUACUGAAGAGCGAGGCCCUGAAGCUUCACCUCUACAACUUUGUCCCCGGGGUACCAACAAUGGAGCACUUUCACCAGUUUUACUGCUACCUUGUCUAUGAGUUUGACAAGUUUUGGCUUGAGGAAGAGCCAGAAAGUAUUAUGUACUUCAACCUGUACAGAGAGAAGUUCCACGAGAGGAUCAAAGGACUCCUGAUGGACUGCAAUGCUGUGCUCACUCUGAAGACAUGAGCCAUCCGUGGAUCUUCACUUUCUACCACGUUUUGCACACACAACAGAAUUUAUAUGUUAUUAUAGAAAUUAUCUGAUUAACUACACUCAUAUAAUUUCCUACAAAAAAUACUUCAGAAACUCUAUUUAAGAAAGCUAGCGGACAAUCAGUGUAUGUUUACAGUUGUUUAUACACUGUUCCCCAAAGAGCCCUUCCCGAGUCACACGAACUACAGUUUGGAACUUGGGUCUUAGCCUGUUAGUUUAAAAGUAUAAAUCAGGUAUAUUUAUAUUUAGCCAAUUGAUCAAAAUGUGCACGAAUCUGUUCUCAUUUCAUGUGUGGUGCUCCCAAGCUGGUGUCAGUUUUAAAACUCUGCAGGGUUACUGUUCACCCUGGAAGUGGCUUUUGAAUGCUCUUUGUCUUUUUAUUUCUAGGCAGAUCAGCACAGGGUGUCCUCUGAGGCUUUCUUUGCAUCUCAAGCUCUUGUCAAGAUGUCCUGUCCUUAGAGCAGAGAGAGCGUGGCUCUGUUAGGGAAGGCAAACAAUCAUGGCUUCCUUUUGAUUUCUCUGGUGACUGACUGACAGAAAGGAGAGGAUGGCAAUACUGAUGAUUAAAUUCUCAUUUAUAAGUAGCCCACGGUCUUAUUUAAGGAUUCUAGGCAUUUCCUUCAGUUCGGUAUUUGCUGUUAUCAACUGUGGAGGGAACCUUCUGCAGAGCCCCACUGGGAGAACCUCUGCCUGUGUGGUUAGAAAGGAGGUGCCUCUGCUGAGAAAACCCUGUUUGCUUUUGAAACAUAGUUUCUUUUUUCAUAAAACUGUCUUUGAAACUUACACAAGAAGAAAACUUAGAGCUUUUUAGACAUCUGUUCCCUUUCAUUGGUGUCUGACUUGCUGUUCACUUUUGCUUGCCCUUGAUUUGACUCUGGUGUUUCUGGGUAAUGUUGUAGGGACCUGGGUUAGCAGGCUAUGGGGUGCUACCAUAGCCUAGAUCAUGACUGUGCAUUUUUGUAUAGCUUUAUUCUCCAAAAUCUCAGGAGGGCAGCAAGUACUGUCGAGGAUUGUGUGUGAGGAGAUUCUAAUGGGGUGGUUUCUUCUUGGCAUGCUUUAGAGAUUGUUUCUCAGAGCAAAACUAAAAGAGCCUAAAGAUAGGAAAGAUAAUUGGACGGGGAAGCACUGCCUAAGUCCCGUGGAAACCAGUUUAUAACAUCAUAGUGUAACCUAAAACAUGGUGAUGUUUGCACAUCUUUUAGUAUCAGGUACUUAAAGACUAGCUUGUGUGAUAAAGGAAAGUUUGCUACUUUGUCACAAUUUGUAUAUGUCUUUUGACACGUCUGUCUUCACACGGUACAGAUGUCCCAUGGGAGAGCCACAGCUGCUGUGUUGUGUAGCGCUGCAUUGCACAGCAUGGGUUGACAUUGUUUGUCCUUAAGGAAGAUGAAACUUAUUUUUAAGUUGAUUUGUUUUAUAAUACUAGAAAGGAUUUAGCUUUUCAGUAUUACAGGAAUUUAAUAAUUGAUUUCUUAUAGGGGACUUGUUGACCCUGGUAAUAUAAUAAUUUCAUUUUUAAAAAUCUUUUGUCAUACAGGUUUUAUGAUGUAUUAUGUAGCAAAACCCUAACAAGGAGCACAUGUUUACCAUUCUUGUUCACUGUAUUAUAGUGUGAAGUCUUCCGUGGAAAGCAGCUGUGUUAGUCUUUAACUUUUGUGCUAAAAGUACUUGUGCAUGUAUUUUAAUCUUUCAGCAGCCUAGAUCUUGGACUGAUUUAACUCUUUAUCAGCAUAUGUAAUAAAAAGACUACUUGAAGUAUGAAAGAGGAAAUAAUAAUUAACAAUAAUAAUAAGUAAUUAUUUCCUGGCUGAAAAAAACUUUAAUGAUGCUAAGAACAUAUUGUCAUGGAUUGGUUAAUGUCACAGUCUUUAAAUCCUCUUUUGUUUGUACAUUACAGAUAUUGUUUGGGUUUUUUUUUUUUUUUUUUUUUUUUUUGUUAAAAUCAUCAUUAGCCAUUUCAGGUAAUUAUAUAGUGAACUGAUCUGUAAGCCAAUUCCAGCUUCAAAGUUCUGAUAUUCUGGGAGUUUGACUGUCACUAGUUAUACACUAGAAUGUCCCAGGAAUCUCUGGCCGAUGAGCUAGGUGUGUACAGGAAAGGAACAUCACAGUCCGUUUUAAAACUGCUGCAGACAUCAGAAUGUCAUGCAGUUUUAAAACCAAUGUUUAGAUGUUUAGUCCUGUGUCUAGAACUAGUAAAAUUACAAUGUAGCAAUUGGUAGUAAUGGCAUUGAAGUACAAGAAAGUUACAUUACUUUUAGAUUAGAUCAAGUAGAAUCAAUGUGGAGAUGGAUUCUUGUAUAUGUGGCAGUAAAGACAUUUUACCAGUGACAAGAGUAGCAUAAAAAUAUAACCACAACAUUUAACAGUUCAGAUGCUCUGAAAGACAAUCUUUAAAAAUGGGAGACACUUGGUUAUCACUGAACCUAGACUGGGCUCUUUGUAAAUAAAUGUAACAGUACAGCUAGGUAUAAAAAUGAACUUAAAAAUGGCACCAUUUACAGUUCAAAAAUCAGACUCUUUUUCUUAAAAAUUUCUACCUUGUUUUUUCUUUCUUUCUGUUUUAGAGCUACUUGGAUUUGUGUUAUUUUUCUAUGAAAAUGUGCACAGCUUUUAUUCUUCCCUCAAUGUUGACCAUUGUUCAUAUCAUUCUGUUCCUUGAGAAUAUUCAGCGAAAGGGAUUUUGAUUAAAAGUUUUGCUCAAAGAAAAAUGAUUACUUGGGUGUGAAAAGCAGCUCUUCAUUUCUGCAGCAGAAGGGUAUCAACAGCAUAGAAGGUGGAGUUUUGCCUGGGAGGGUGAUAGUUUAUUCUUGUGCUCAUAACUGGGGACCAGCAGCUGCAUCCUCAGAAUAGGUGCUCUAUUCUAAUCUAUGAAGGAUGGUGCAUCUGGGGAGGCUUUGUCAUCAUGUUCACAUGGAGUAGCCUCUCCACACAAGUGGCUUUUAAGUGAAGAUGACUAAUUCACACUCUGAGAAAAAUAAUGAUGUGUGUUUUUGUAUUUUCUGUCUCCAUUUUCUGAUGAGAUAAAAGUUUUAAAUGUAGGAGGACCCAACAACCACAUUGACUUUGGUGGGGUAGCUCUAUGUUUUGUUAAAGUAUUGACAAAUAUUUAAGCUGUAGUGUUACCUGAGGGAAAGUACCAGUUGGUAACUUAAAGUUUUGUCUAUUUUGCAUCAAGCAUUUUGAGUUUCAUGUAAAAGCAAUAGUGUGAGAUGUGACGUCCUUUCGUUUGCGAUGUUAAGUGAGAGAAUAAAAUCACAGCUGAAACUGU
Arvicanthis niloticus (Nile rat) is the source of this 4320-nucleotide messenger RNA. RefSeq names its product ELMO domain containing 2 (gene Elmod2). Gene Ontology annotation, cellular component: membrane. The record is from RefSeq and is a predicted model, not a curated record. Lineage: Eukaryota; Metazoa; Chordata; Mammalia; Rodentia; Muridae. Gene Ontology annotation, molecular function: GTPase activator activity.